Aspergillus campestris IBT 28561 is the source of this 1032-nucleotide messenger RNA. RefSeq names its product oxidase ustYa family protein. Gene Ontology annotation, biological process: mycotoxin biosynthetic process. Lineage: Eukaryota; Fungi; Ascomycota; Eurotiomycetes; Eurotiales; Aspergillaceae. The coding region runs from base 1 to 906 and encodes 301 amino acids. The record is from RefSeq and is a predicted model, not a curated record. The transcript has 5 exons.
AUGAGUCCUUGCUUUGGGUGGGGAGAUCGGGCUUAUAGCCGAGCGAUGCCACAGAUCAACAGAAUUGUCGGUGAACUGCUAAAGGACUCUGACGAUGCGACUGAGACUCCCCAUGUUCAUAACCGAGGAUAUAACCGUCAUAUAAGAUGGACAUUUCUAACGACCAAUAUUGUUGUGUUCUUCAUAUCCCUCGCAAUAUUAUUACAUGCCUACACAAUUACCCACCGACCGUUGACUGCAAACGCAGUGUUCAAAGAUGUCAAUGCCUACUCGCCCAUACUAGCCCGUAUGGAGCUUCCACUACACAAAUACACGGUGGAUGGCUAUCUAUUUGACGUGACACACGACCUUCUUCGUGCGGAACCCAAUCCGGAAUCCAACGCUGAAUGGGAUCGUAUAUCACGGCUUGGGCCUAUGGUGAUGACCCGUGAGGAAGUCAUCAAGAUGAAUAAAAACCCGGAAAAGGUGGUCAAACUCCCAGAAGACUGGGGAUACGGCGACGACGCCUAUAUAUGGCAAACGGAAAUGCAGCACAACAUCCACUGCUUGAACUUCGUCCGCCAAUACGCGUAUUUCGACCAAUUUUACGGCAAAACAUAUAAACGGUUCGAGGAUACCCCCAAGCUGGACCGUAUCCACCUGUCCCACUGCCUCUAUGUCCUUGUACAAGAUCUCCGGUGCCAACCUUCGUACAAUGGACUGACGUUCAACUGGAUGGACGGCUGGAAUAUCCCUGCUACAGACUUCACGCCUGAAAGACAGUGUAUAUUCCACGAGCAGUGGCUGCAAUGGCAGAAUGAGAACAGGGUUAACUCCACCGGGAAACGGCUUCCUCGACCAACUGACCCGGGGAAAUUCAUGCAUGGACCACUGGGAAUGGAGGAGCUCUGGGAGGAUGAGCUUUAAGAGCUGACUUCAUUGUGGUUGUGUUUCUGAGUUGUAAUAGACACCUGUUCUCUCCGAUUUUUUGAGGAUUUAAUUGCAGGUGGAAAUUGACAACUUGGAGCUAAUGUAUGCUCGGGCCAAAUUGCA